AUGCGGUUCUUCGACUUUUUAUCUUUGUUUGUGGUGCUGUUGCUAGGCACUGUGGCCUCGGCCUGGCCAUGGGGGUCCCAAGGAGAAGUCGUUGCCCGUGAUGCACUUCUGGACAGGCGCGCAGCAUCGACCACGACCGAAGCUGCGACAACUGACACCGCAACCGCCUCUACGGGCACUUCAGCCUCCGGUACCACCAACACUGCAACCACUGAUGCUGCAACCACCGAUACUGCAACCACCGAUACUGCAACCACCGAUACUGCAACCACCGAUACUGCAACCACCGAUACUGCAACCACCGACACCGCGACUACGGGCGAAACCACUGAUAAGAAAACAGACACCAAGACGAAGACGAAUACGAAACACACCACCUCCACCUCGAUCUCUAUCGACCCCGCUGCCGCUGCGGGAGGUAUCUCGAUGCUCACUCCGUCUGCCCUAUCGACCACCUACUACAAGAUCGGACAGGAUAUCACCUUUGUGUGGAACUACACUUCGCUCAGUGUGACUCCCACUGCUGUCGACGUUGUUGCCUCCUGCAGUGCCAACGCUCAGAUCUACACCCUCACCUCCAAUAUGAGUGCCGAGGCCACCGGAACCUAUAUCUGGGACACUGGAAAAUACCAGUCCUCCGCCACGAUCCCAUUGUUGACCGCCACCUACACACUCUUCGUCUAUGACGCGAGCAAGGCCCUCACUGACACCGCCCAGGCUGGCUACCUGAGUUCGAACCAGGGUUACAGCUUUGGCAUGUACAGUCCCCAGCCUUAUACUCCUCUGGGUGAAUUCAAAUGUGCCACCUGCAGUGGCUCCAUCUCUGACAUCCAACGCCAAGGCAUUAAAUUCGCCCUCGGCAUGGCAUUUGUCACACUUGCGUCUUUCACGUGGUUUGUCAGCGGCCUAGGGAUUUUCUCCUGA
This is a messenger RNA of Penicillium maclennaniae, 924 nucleotides long. RefSeq lists its product as uncharacterized. The transcript has 3 exons. The coding region runs from base 1 to 924 and encodes 307 amino acids. NCBI's taxonomy places the organism in Eukaryota, Fungi, Ascomycota, Eurotiomycetes, Eurotiales, Aspergillaceae. The record is from RefSeq and is a predicted model, not a curated record.